This is a messenger RNA of Lolium rigidum, 1474 nucleotides long. RefSeq names its product choline/ethanolaminephosphotransferase 1-like. Gene Ontology annotation, molecular function: phosphotransferase activity, for other substituted phosphate groups. Lineage: Eukaryota; Viridiplantae; Streptophyta; Magnoliopsida; Poales; Poaceae. Gene Ontology annotation, biological process: phospholipid biosynthetic process. Bases 1 to 1176 code for a protein of 391 amino acids. The record is from RefSeq and is a predicted model, not a curated record. Gene Ontology annotation, cellular component: membrane. The transcript is spliced from 18 exons.
AUGGUGUACAUCGGCGCGCACGGCGUGGAGACGCUGAAGCGAUACCGCUACAGCGGGCAGGACCACUCGGUGGUGGCCAAGUACGUGCUCCAGCCCUUCUGGAGCCGCUGCGUCACACUCUUCCCGCUAUGGAUGCCACCAAAUAUGAUCACGCUCACAGGAUUUAUGUUUCUACUUACAUCUGCGCUGCUUAGCUAUAUUUAUUCACCCCACCUUGACACAGCUCCCCCGCGGUGGGUCCAUCUUGCUCAUGGAGUACUCCUCUUCUUGUACCAGACUUUCGAUGCUGUUGAUGGUAAACAAGCGAGGCGCACCAGCUCAUCAAGUCCUCUAGGAGAACUUUUUGAUCAUGGAUGUGAUGCCCUUGCCUGUGCUUUUGAAGCUUUGGCCCUUGGAAGCACCUUGAUGUGUGGAAGGUUGACAUUCUGUUUCUGGAUUGUUGCUGCUGUUCCAUUUUAUCUGGCAACAUGGGAACACUACUUUACAAAUACACUCAUUCUUCCUGUAAUAAAUGGACCAACAGAAGGCCUGAUGCUGAUUUAUGUCUCCCACCUCUUUACCUUUUUUACUGGUGCUGAAUGGUGGGCGCAAGAUUUUCGGAAAUCUAUCCCCCUAAUUAGUUUGGUUCCACUUCCGUUUGUUCCAGAAAUCCCCAUGUACGUUAUUGUGCUGAUUCUUAUGAUCCUGUUUGCUGUAAUCCCAACAGUUGGAUCCAAUAUCGGUAAUGUCCAAAAAGUUGUUGAUGCACGAAAAGGAAGCAUGGAACUAGCAUUAGCAAUGCUCCUUCCAUUUGUUGUGCUGUUAGCUGGAGUUGCUGUCUGGUGUUAUCUUUCUCCUUCAGAUAUCAUGAGGAACCAGCCACAUCUGCUUGUGAUCGGAACUGGUUCUGCUUUUGGAUAUUUGGUUGGAAGGAUGAUACUUGCUCACUUGUGUGACGAGCCCAAAGGUCUAAAAACUGGAAUGUGCAUGUCUCUGGUGUUUCUUCCAUUCGCGAUAGCGAAUGCUCUGGCUGCGAAGAUUAACAAUGGGACCCCUUUAGCUGAUGAGCUUCUGGUUCUUGUUCUGUACACUGCGUACACAGUGGGUCUGUACCUGCAUCUUGCCGUUUCGGUUUGUCACGAGAUCAAGCUUGCUCUUGGAAUCUAUUGCUUCAGGAUAACAAGAAAAGAGGCUUGAUGUGUUUGAACUCCUACCUCUCAUGGGGUGCGUGAUUCAGCUACAUUGAUAUUGUCUGCUAAUCUAGAAGUGUGGCGCAGAACAACCCAUCCCUGCGCUCCGGAAGAGUCCUGUCUCUGGGAUAUCACCGUCAGCAGUCAUUGAGCUUGUAUUAUGCAGAUAGAUACAGAUCUUGUGUGGACAGUAACGCAGAGCUGUGCUAGAGUAGCACAUGUACAUUAUGUUAUGCAGUCGGUGUGUAAUGUACGUCACGGUUGGCAGGAAUUCUUAAUGCAAUAGCGUUGUUGAUCUGCAGACG